Messenger RNA from Motacilla alba alba, 6323 nucleotides. It is a transcript of the gene RBBP8, whose product is annotated as RB binding protein 8, endonuclease. Bases 2429 to 5152 code for a protein of 907 amino acids. The record is from RefSeq and is a predicted model, not a curated record. Gene Ontology annotation, cellular component: site of double-strand break. The transcript has 19 exons. NCBI's taxonomy places the organism in Eukaryota, Metazoa, Chordata, Aves, Passeriformes, Motacillidae. Gene Ontology annotation, molecular function: Y-form DNA binding; damaged DNA binding; double-stranded DNA binding. Gene Ontology annotation, biological process: DNA double-strand break processing involved in repair via single-strand annealing; double-strand break repair via homologous recombination.
UAUCAGAUCAAUCAGCAAGAGGGCUAUUUUAUUGCUACUUGUCAGAUCUGUGCAUAGAUUUAAGACAUCUGCUUCUCUUAACAUGAGAAAAUGAUUGCUUGCCUACAUCACAAACUUUCAGAUUACAGAAGUUUCAAAAGUAGAAUGAAAAGCUGCCAACAAGCAUUAUUUAGAAAGACUGGAGUGUCUAUCACAACCUAUUAUGACACGACAGCUUCCUCCAAAACCCCUAGCUGAUUUUAGUUCCACCAAAUGUCUACUGAUCUGAUAAUGCAUCAAACUUCCAAUUUGAUCUUACAACAAGUAAUCUGCUGCUGAGCUCCUGAACAACAUGUUAAUUUUAUUUAAGUCAAAAAAUAAGUGGUCAAACAAUGAUGAGGAAUGAGAAGGAAAGUUAAAUACAUGAUUUUUUUCAAAACACUUCAGAAUUCAUGAUACGUACUUGAUGGGAAACCAAGAAUAUUUUCAACAAUGGAGAACAACAGAUUUGAAGCUUGAAUCAUGUGUCAUCUCCUGUCUGACAGUAUUUCAAAAUACCUCAAAAAUGUUGAAAUAGUAUUUCAGAUACAGCUUUAUUUAUGCUGUAGCUCCUUAUUUAUGUUUUCUUGAGACCUGAGUGAUAUGAGUAAUGUAAAAACAAUUAGAUGGAACAGCUACUAACAAUUUUGAAAUACCGAACACAACUUCUUAAAUAUUGCUAUUAACAAUCUAGAAAGUAUAUGUUUGCAGCACUGUCCCUUCCAAACUGAUCACUAUUAUGUCUUCUAGUCAUGCCACCAAGCUGUCUCUGCACGAGUUCCUAUAUGUACCAAAAUGGUCCAGUGGAAUCACGUGACAGCAGAAUAGUAACAGUGAAAAACUCUGUUUUGUUUCUAUUUCAUCACUAAGAACUACCUAAAAUCAAGGGGUUUAUCUCAUUGCAGACAGGAGGGCUGGUCCCAAUGAGUGAAGGAACAUUGAUCUGCAAUUUGGGAAAAAAAAAUAAAAUUGAGAAGUGACAAAAAAGUUCAGCAGCCUUAUACUGUACUAAUUAUAUGUGCCUACUGGUUCCCAUGCUCACAUAAAACACAAAAAUAUGCCUAGGCUGCUCUGUUGUACAGUAAAAUGGCGAGCCAUGGAAACUGUUAAGAUAGAGAGGGUGGGGGGAAGCCCCCCACAUACCUCUCUGUGUAAGCCCCAGCAAACAGAUUACAAACCCUGGGGCACAGACAGAUUUAACAGCACAGCCUUAAAGGCAAGGCCACUUCUGGCACAGUUGUACACCCCGAUGAUCCUCUUUACAUCUAAAACAGCAAGAACCUCUUUCAGGAAGGCAGGGGCCACAUUUGUUUCAAUGCAGGCUCCUGCACACACCCUUGCUAUUCCAGAGUGUUCUGUGCCUGCUGUGACACUGAACUGUGGCACCAGCCAGGGCCUGGCUUGUCCCCUUGGCUUUCCUGUGGCAGCUCUCUGUGAAAACCUCAAGCACUGGGCCAGAGAGGAGAGGGCUGAGACAACACCUGAUGGUGUCGAUGAACAAACAUGAGCCAGCAGCGUGCCCAGGCGGCCAAGAAGGCCGAUGGCAUGCUGGCCUGUGUCAGAAAUAGUAUGGCCAGCAGGAUGCUGUACUUGGCACUGGUGAGGCCAUGAGGCUUGGGCCCCUCACUUCAGGAAGGACAUUGAGGUGCUGGAGUGUGUCCAGAGAAGGGCAGCAAAGCUGGUGCAGGGUCUGGAGCACAUGUCCCACGAGGAGCUGCUGAGGGAGCUGGGGCUGUUCAGCCUGGAGGAGGCUCAGAUGAGCCCUUAUUGCUCUCUACAACCACCAGGAAGGAGGGUGCAGCCGGGCGGGGGUCAACCUUUUCUCCCAAACAACAAGUGACAAGACAAAAAGAAGUGGCCUCAGGUUGCUCCAGAGGAGGCUUAGGUUGGACAUUAGGAGGAGUUUCUUCACAGAAAGAGCAAUUCGACACUGGAAUGGACUGCCCAGGGAGGUGGUAGCCACCCUCCCUGGAGGUGGUAAGGAGAGACCACGUUGCACCCAGUGCCAUGGUCUAGGUGACACGGUGGUGUUCAGUCAAAGGCCAGACUCGAUGAUUUCAGCGCUCUUUUCCAACCCAGCUAACCCUGCGACCCUGUCACUGCGCCACCCCUGCCACCCGAACCCCGCGGCGACCGCCCCGGCGCAGGGAACAGACCCUGACGCUCCCUUCUCUCGCGAGAGCAGCGCGGAAGCCUCGCGAGAGCGGCCGGCGGCCCCGCCUCCCCGGGCGGGGAAGGCGCUCGCUGCGGUUUUUCCUUUUUUCCCGCCGCUGGCGCGCGGAGCCGCCGGGAGCCAACCAGACAUACACCCCUCUUCAGAAACAGUUUCAUAACUAUGUAAUUUAAAAUACAAAGUUUGAGAGUGAGCCAGUUCUGCAAGUCAAAGAAGCUGGGAGCAGAAAAAAGCAAGAUGAAUGCAUCUGGAGGAAGCUGUGGCAGCCCUAGUUCUGCAGAACCUACAGGAGAUUUCUUCAAAGAACUGUGGUCCAAACUGAAGGAAUGUCAUGAUAAAGAAGUACAAGGCUUGCAGCUGAAAAUAUCUAAGUUGAAAAAGGAAAGAUGCUUGGAUGCAGAGAGGCUUGAAGAGUUCUAUACCAAAAACCAACAGCUCAGAGAACAGCAAAAAGCACUUCAUGACACUAUCAAGGUUUUAGAAGACAGAUUAAGAGCGGGGUUAUGUGAUCGCUGUGCUGUAACCGAAGAACACAUGAGAAAGAAGCAGCAAGAGUUUGAAAAUAUCCGGCAGCAGAAUCUCAAACUUAUAACUGAGCUUAUGAAUGAAAAAAACAACUUACAGGAUGAGAAUAAAAAGUUAACUGAACAGUUCCAGCAAUUACAGAAGGAGCUAGAGGUGCAAAAGCAGCAGGCAGUGGAGGCAGAAGAAGUUAUUCCAGAUUCUCCAGUUAUAACAUCUUCAUUUUCUGUGGUUAAUCGUAUGAGAAGAAAAAAAGAGAAUAGGCAUGUCCGAUAUACAGAGCAUACACCCCCAGAUUUGGAACUUAAGGAAAGCAACAGUGAGUUUGGAAAAAUUCCACUCUUUUCCACACAAGUGAGCACUCACCAUGGAGGAGAGAUACUAGUGACAGACACCUGUGAUCCACAACUGUCCCCUGUGCCAGAUAAAGCAAGGAUGGGAGGAUACCCUGUUCCAAAGCCAUCUUUUAACUUGGCUGCAGUCGUUGCAGAAACAAUUGGACUUAGUGUUGAAGAGGAAUCUGAGUCCCAGAGUGUACUGAAUCUUCCCCUCACUAAUACAGUUAUGAGCCAGGCCUCAGAGAGCAUGCAGUCUGAAGACUCAAGAAAACAUCCAGCUUCUGAAUCAAGAUAUGAUGACAACAAUUUAGGUAUUUCAGAUCCAUCUCAUAACACUCCACCAGGUGAUGACUGGGAUUCUCGGGUAGCUUCUCCUGUUUUUGGAGCUUCUAGCAGCGUGAAGAACAACUCAAGUACAGUUCAUGCUCCUUGUAUUUUAGAUUCAGAAUUGAAGCCUCAUUUCAAAACCAACCUCUUCAACAAUCCAUCCAGUUCCAGAUCUCAUAAAAGUAGAUCAAAAUCUGAAGAUGUUGCUUUUGUUGCACCGCUGAAUCUUGGGAUGGAAAUCAACUCAGUUAUCAGCCAGGCCUCUGUCCACAGGCAAAUGGUUUUGAAAAAGAAUUCUAACGAGGCUGUAACCUGUGUUGGAAACACCUGCACAGCUAAAAAUGAGGCGAUCAAGAGUGAUGUCCUCCUUGUAUACCAGAAGCAGCUAGAAGGCAAGUGUGCUAAGAGAAAGAGAGCUGAAGAUGAUCAUGCAGUUAGCUGUGAGAAAACAUCAUUCAGCAAAGAGAACUCUGUGCCCUUUCGAUCUGAUGUUCGGCAGGUUAAUGGGGAACAUACAGGGGAUAAGCCCUUGGAUCUGUCUGAUCGCUUCUCUGGAGUUCGUGGUCAGGAGAAAAAACAAGGAAGUGAGGAGACAUAUAAAAACAGACUGAAGCAAGUGACUCUGCAUGACCUUUUUUCACACAUAGGGAAGACCAUUCCUGAAGGUUCAUCAUCCGUUCAAAAUGCCAACAAUGAGAGCUGUCUGUUUGGCAGAGAUUUACAAGAGGAAUCCUGUGUACAAGAGGCAGUGCUGGGAAAGACAUUCCCUGACGGGAAAAACCAGAUCCCAACGAAAGAAGAAGUUCCUCCCUUCAAAUUUGCACCCUUGCCGAGUUCUGCAGAGACAGAGGAACUUUUUGAUGAUGUAAAGGUUGCCAGUGGCCAUGUACCAAAUAGAAAGAAAACAAGGACAGGACAUGGAGAGUCUGAACCAGCAUCUGUACUUCAGCCAAACCCUUGUAGACUAUCAAAAAGUAAAGCACAGCAAAAUGAGCAAGACCUGAAAGAUAAACCAUCUUUAGAAAACUUCCAGUGGAGCAUUGACCCAGGAGCUGACCUUUCACAGUACAAAAUGGACAUUACUGUGAUUGAUACAAAGAGUGGUUCUCAGACCAGAGUUGGAGGGGAAGUUGUUGAUAUGGAUUAUACUUAUGUUAGUGACAGUGUGCUAUUAGAAAUGAAAAGUCAACAGCAAAAUCAGGAAAGCAGUCCACGAGGAGAAAUAACAGAUAUGUUUGAUCGGACGACCCAUGAAGAAUAUGAAUCCUGCCUACCAGAAGACAGUCCUCCUGCAUGUGAUGAAAAAGAAACUCUUCAUGAUGAAGAGCAGGAUAAGGGAAUAACAGCAGCAAGCAAGAAACUAAAGACACAUGAGGAUAAACAAGAUAAAGCCAAGCAGAAAGCUUUUGUGGAGCCUUAUUUCAAAAGUGAUGAGAGAAAGAAUACUGUGAUAGAUUUUCCUCAUAUUGAGGUUAUUAGAAAAAAAGAAGAAAGAAGAAAGUUACUUGGCCACACUUGUAAGGAAUGUGAAAUAUAUUAUGCAGACAUUCCAGAAGAAGAGAGAGAGAAGAAACUAGCUUCCUGUUCAAGACAUAGAUUUCGCUACAUUCCUCCAAAUACUCCAGAAAAUUUCUGGGAGGUUGGAUUUCCUUCUACCCAAACCUGUGUAGAAAGAGGCUACAUUAAAGAAGAUCUUGCUCCCUGUCAACGUCCAAAAAGGCGGCAGCCUUACGCUGUAAUGUUUUCUCCAAAAGGCAAAGAGCAGAAGACAUAAAGGAUGGGGAAGUGAAGAGUGCCAGCCUGAAGUGGAUCUUUCCUGUCUGUAGAUAUUUAUAGUUAAUAUAAACUUGAAAUAAAGAGCUGUGUUUUCCACAAUGAUAGAUAAAUUGUUUAAUUGAAUAUGUAAAUUUUUAAAAAUUCAUUUGCAAGUCUGAUGUACCAGGGAACCGAAACCGAACUAUUUAAUGUAUGUUUGUUUCAUAUUGUGUUAAUACAUUUUUUAUUUGUUUUUGCACCUGACAGAGAAGUCUCCUACUUUUUUUUUUUUUUUCCCUUUAAGGCCAGCAGCUGAAAUUCCAGCAAUUCCUGCCUGAGCUUUGUGUCAGUGAAUAACUGCUUUGAAGCCACUGAAAUCAUUUGUUCUUGCAAGAGUAAAUGUCUGUCAAUGGGAACAGAAAUGACAAUUUUCUAGGGUGCUUUUAUUUUGCUCUGCAUUUUCUUGUAUUUCUUUUCUCUUGUUGCAAUAAUGGUUGUAUCUACUUGGAAUAAAGCUGCAUUAAAUAUGAAAUGUAUCUACUGUUCAUAGUUUGGAGGUGUGAAAACCAGGAAGUCUAAGUGUCUUUCUUCAAUUCUGGUGUUCAAUGUAUAGCACCAUGUUUUGCUCAGUGUUUAAAUUAGAAUGUUCAAUAUUCCUUUUAUUUUUUCCUUGAAAUCUCUUGGCAUAUAUAUGUCUCAUUUCUUCAUAGAGAUAAGCAUCGUUAUUUAUAUAUUGGGGUGACAGCUCUGCCCAGAGUUCUCCUAGUGGACAAGAAUAGUCAUCACCUAGGUUACAAAUUAUUUUCCAGAGAUAUUUUUAAUUAAUCUUUUGUAGCAGGGGAUAUAUUUCUAUGCUUGCUGGGGGAAAGUAAGAUUAUACAGUACCACAGAGGCAGGGUAAUACCUACAUAGGUAGGCAAGCCGAAGAUCACCAUAAGAUCCCUAGGAAUAAAGCAGCUACAACCAGAGCUGGGUUCAAGCACUUAGAACUCUUUUUAAAAGAGAUCAUAAAGCAAGCAACUAUUGAAAUGCCUGAAAUAAAAAUAAAACAAUAGAAAGUACAGAUAAACCCUGAGAUAUAUCUGUAUUUAUAUUUAUAUAUAAAAAUGUAUCUGUGAUUUCUAUUCUUAUGCUUUAUGUAUGGGUAUAAAAAUAUAUUUAAAAACUUGGUGGAUAGGACCAUUUAAAUU